Molecule: messenger RNA, 1521 nt
Organism: Podarcis lilfordi (Lilford's wall lizard)
Lineage: Eukaryota; Metazoa; Chordata; Lepidosauria; Squamata; Lacertidae
Source: the annotation of a GenBank genome assembly
AUGGCUUCAGGAAGGGAACAACAGGCAUCCUCUUCGGGCAAUUUACAGGCACCUUGCGCAAGUAAUGGUAGCGCGCAGGCGGGGGCCAUGCCCUGUGACCCGCAGGCCUUUGCUCAAUUUUUCCAUGCCUUUGAAACAUUCUAUAGGCAAUGUAGGCCCGGGGCUUUUGCGCCUCCGGCCCCUGUCCCAUCACAGGAUGUAAUACCAGAUACCCCUCCUAGCAAUCAAGGGCAGCUGGGAAUGCCAGGUUUGGCGGGGGGCAGUGCCCAUACAGAAGCAACCAAUACGAGUCGUCCUAAUACUCGGGCCCAAGCAGCCAUUACUAGGAGGGCAAACCAAAGCACGGGAAAAGGUAAGGCACCGGCGAAGGGCCCUGGCAAGGGUAAGGCUUCUGCCAAAGGGUUAAACACCAAUGCCGUCUCACAGGCGGUAGGCAUUCCUAGUGUGUUUCAGGAACAGCAACCACAGCAAAGCUCCACAGACGACAGUGAGGGUUCUGGCUUAGAGGAAGAGCACAGGGAACCCCAAGUUAUUCACCCAGUGGCCGAUGGGAAUGCGGCCAUCGCAGAGGUCCAGGGCGGCAAACGGAAGUCCAAGAAGAAGCACACGUCCGCCAAGAAGAAGAGAAGCAGGCAGUCCGAGACGGAUGACGAGUCAGGUACGUCCUCUUCGGAUUCGGACAGCGACGGCCCCAUGGAUGCCUACUGGGGUUUGGGUGAAGGGAAUCAUGGGAUCCCACUUUGGGCGCACGAAAGGAGGGCCAAUUCACAUCGAAAAACGUUCAAUGGAGUACUGGAUUGGAAGGAUGGGGCCUUGGUUGAGGAUGUAAAGGUUGCCACCAACCAGUCCACUGAUUUUAUAUUAGGGAAUCAUUUGUCACAGAAGAAGAGGAAUAAGAUCCUCAAUGGUGAUUAUGUGGAUAUGUUUACCCUGCUCCCUCCCGCCAAACUAAUAGGUAAAGGUGAAAAGAGGCGAUCCUCAGGUAAAGGUAGAUACAGGACCCCUAGGGCUGAGCGCACCUUUGAGAACUGGUUGGAUGGGUACCAGGUUUUUAUGGGUGUUGUUUGCGCGGCUUAUCCUCGGAGAUCCAUGGAUUUGGUUGCUUAUUUAGCCCAUGUGAGGCGGGCUCACUCGCUAGCGGGUGAGCACGCCGCUUUAACAUAUGAUGAGAAUUUCCGUAGGAACGCUUCCCUCCUACCUACCACCCGAUGGGACCUUACGGACCCUAACUACUGGGGCGAGGACGUUAAUCCCUACAUUGAAAAGAAAAACACGGGAUCGAUCAAGGCGGGUAAGACAGAGGUGAAGCGGCGUCACCUCUGCUGGGAGUUCAACAGGGGUGUAUGCUCGAGGCCCUCCUGUAAGUAUUUACACGAAUGUGACAGGUGCUGGGGAAAUCACCCCGCCUCCUCGUGCUUUAAGAACAAACAGCAGCCCUUUCGGGGGGGCAGGGGGUACUUUCACAACAACAAUAGAGGUGCCCCCGGAUCUUCCCACCAGGGACCCGGCAACCGCCAGUAA